AUGUGGUUUGUGGGGCCUGACCCGGGUGCAGCCAGGCCCUGCUCCCUGUUCCUGGGGACCCCAGGACCUCUGGUGUUCUCCGGCUCCCCACAGAUGUUUGGGCGCUUCCUGAGUGCUGGGCUUUGGGACAACCCGAUGUUUGGGCGCUUCCUGAGUGCUGGGCUUUGGGACAACCCGAUUGGGCCUCCCCACAGCCGUGCCUUCCCCCAUGUCCAGGUGCCCACCUGGCCCCUUCCCACCUGCUCCUGUGGGAAUUGGGGUCAGAGCUCACGCAUUUGGGGUCCUGGGUGCCUCUGGCCCGGCACCGGCAGUUGCCUGAUCCCUGCGGGCUGGGGUCCGAGGGUGGGGAGCGGGCCCGGCGCAGCCUCACAGCCCUGUGUCCCAGGGGAGUACAUCAAGACCUGGCGGCCCCGCUACUUCCUGCUCAAGAACGACGGCACCUUCAUCGGCUACAAGGAGCGGCCGCAGGACGUGGAGCAGCGCGAGUCGCCCCUCAACAACUUCUCCGUGGCACAAUGCCAGCUGAUGAAGACAGAGCGGCCCCGGCCCAACACCUUCAUCAUCCGAUGCCUGCAGUGGACCACGGUCAUCGAGCGCACGUUCCACACCUUCGCUGACCGCCGCAGGGAGGAGUGGACGACUGCCAUCCAGACGGUGGCCGAUGGGCUCAAGAGGCAGGAGGAGGAGAUGAUGGACUUCCGGUCGGGCUCGCCCAGCGACAACUCGGGGGCUGAGGAGAUGGAGGUGUCCCUGGCCAAACCCAAGCACCGCGUGACCAUGAACGAGUUUGAGUACCUGAAGCUGCUGGGCAAAGGCACGUUCGGGAAGGUGAUCCUGGUGAAGGAGAAGGCCACCGGCCGCUACUACGCCAUGAAGAUCCUCAAGAAGGAGGUCAUCGUGGCACCUGGCCCAGCCCCACAUCGGCCAUCCCCCAAGCGGGCCUGUGGGGGGGGUGGGCGUGGAUCCAGCCUGUGCCCCUUGCAGGCCCUGAAGUACUCCUUCCAGACGCACGACCGCCUCUGCUUCGUCAUGGAGUAUGCCAACGGCGGCGAGCUCUUCUUCCACCUGUCCCGGGAGCGGGUGUUCCCCGAGGACCGGGCCCGCUUCUACGGCGCCGAGAUCGUGUCGGCCCUGGACUACCUGCACUCGGAGAAGAACGUGGUCUACCGGGACCUCAAGCUGGAGAACCUGAUGCUGGACAAGGAUGGGCACAUCAAGAUCACGGACUUCGGGCUGUGCAAGGAGGGCAUCAAGGACGGGGCCACCAUGAAGACCUUCUGUGGGACCCCGGAGUACCUGGCGCCAGAGGUGGGCGGGGCUCCGUUCAGACAAAAAGGGAACAUUGACAUAAUGCUCGCACAGGAGACAUUUCAGCAUGAACAAAACUUGCGGGUUGGGAACGCUCAUGCAAAGCACACUUUUUGUUUCUCUGGAGUUCAGUUUCCCUGCUGUCCAUUUGCCUUGGAUCUCGGAGGGGGCUCCGAGGACGCCAAGGAGAUCAUGCAGCACCGCUUCUUCGCCAGCAUCGUGUGGCAGGACGUGUACGAGAAGAAGGUGACGCCCACCCGCUCAGUCACCCCGCGUCCACCGGCUCACACGCCCACACACCCACAGCCCCUGCUCGCCUGUGCACCCACACUCCUCACACCCCGUGCCCCCCCGGGGCGGGUGGCUGCACUCGUCCCCCGAUCGCUGUGCGGGGCCCGUGUUCCCCCCGGAGGAGCCGGUGCCUGUGCUCCUGCGAGGGGUGCCCUUCCCUGGGGCGCACGCUGAAGGUUGUCGUGGUGACUGGGAGACCCGCUGCUCCUUGGGCCUGGGGGAGGCAAGGCCCCCCACACGGGAACGCCACUCAACAGCCCAAGUGGGUCAAGGACCACGGGGAUGUCUGUCCCUCCAUCCUGAUUAUCAAGGGGGAGUCCCCAGCAGCUGGGCCGAGCAGGCCUGUCCCCUGCACACCUUUCCAGGUGCCCUGUCCCCUUCCCAGUUUAUAAGAAAACCAGGAAGGGAAGGAAGAAAGUUACGGAAA
Messenger RNA from Myotis brandtii (Brandt's bat), 2026 nucleotides. RefSeq names its product RAC-alpha serine/threonine-protein kinase. The record is from RefSeq and is a predicted model, not a curated record. Gene Ontology annotation, molecular function: ATP binding; protein kinase activity. Gene Ontology annotation, biological process: protein phosphorylation. The coding region runs from base 1 to 1773 and encodes 590 amino acids. NCBI's taxonomy places the organism in Eukaryota, Metazoa, Chordata, Mammalia, Chiroptera, Vespertilionidae. The transcript is spliced from 10 exons.